Molecule: messenger RNA, 204 nt
Organism: Saprolegnia parasitica CBS 223.65
Lineage: Eukaryota; Oomycota; Saprolegniomycetes; Saprolegniales; Saprolegniaceae
Exons: 2
Coding region: 1-204 (67 amino acids)
Source: RefSeq, a predicted model, not a curated record
AUGGAAGGUGUGCAGUGUGAUUUCAUGCGUGGCAACAACAACGUCGGGAAGGCCGCGAUGGCCGUGAUCUUUGGCCUCGGCGGUGCGUACACGGGCUUCCUCCUCCAAGAGCGGUUCCUUGAAGAGCGCCGCGUUGCCAAGCGCGUCGAAGACGAAGCCCAACGGCGCUUUCGCCUCGAAAUGCAAGCCACGAGCCAGCAAUAG